AUGAACGUGCUGCUUUCCUGGCAGCUGAUGCUCUUGCUUUGUGCCACCACCUUCAGGGAGACCUUGGAAAAGGUGGCACCCAUGGAGAAUCCUAGAACCACAGGCUCGCAGCUCGGACCCGCGACGCUCCGGGCGCCCUGGGAGCAGAGCCCGCGGUGCGCGGCGGGGAAGCCCACAGCGGCCGGGCCUCGGCCUCGGGGGGCCGCGCUCUGCCCCUCUGAGAACUCCGCGGGCCCCCAGCAGCCGGGCCCGUGCGCCCCGCGCAGCCGCCUGAUCCCGGCUCCGAGGGGCGCCGUGCUGGUGCAGCGGGAGAAGGACGUGUCCGCCUACAACUGGAACUCCUUCGGCCUGCGCUACGGCAGGCGGCAGGCGGCGCUGCCCGGGGGCCGCGGCGCCGCGCGGGGCUGA
Budorcas taxicolor (takin) is the source of this 408-nucleotide messenger RNA. It is a transcript of the gene KISS1, whose product is annotated as KiSS-1 metastasis suppressor. The transcript is spliced from 2 exons. Bases 1 to 408 code for a protein of 135 amino acids. The record is from RefSeq and is a predicted model, not a curated record. Gene Ontology annotation, molecular function: kisspeptin receptor binding. Gene Ontology annotation, cellular component: neuron projection. NCBI's taxonomy places the organism in Eukaryota, Metazoa, Chordata, Mammalia, Artiodactyla, Bovidae. Gene Ontology annotation, biological process: positive regulation of cytosolic calcium ion concentration; G protein-coupled receptor signaling pathway.